AUGUCCAAGUCCGAUGGUGAUGCCACACUCAAAAAUUGGGUUUGGGUACCCAGUGAGAAGGAUUUAUUCACAAAGGCUUAUAUAACAGAUUAUCUUGAGAAUGGGAAAUGUAAGGUGUCGGUUGUUUCGCUAGAUAAUGUCAACCAUGUUGAGUCAACCAUGGAAAUUGAACAAUCAAAGUUGGAGAAUUGCAAUCCAGCCAAGUUCAACAAAUGCGAGGAUAUGGCCGAGUUGACACAUUUGAAUGAACCCUCUGUUGUUUACAAUUUGUACUUGCGAUAUAUGGAUGAUUUGAUUUACACCUAUUCUGGGUUGUUUUUGGUGGCCAUCAACCCUUACAAGCUGUUGCCUAUUUAUGAUGAGCCAAUGGUACGAAAAUUUCGUAAUCAGCCUACAAAUAAAGAAUCACCGCAUAUAUUUGCCAUUGCUGAAGCUACGUAUCGUAAUUUAUUGAGCAAUAAGCGAGAUCAAAGUAUAUUGGUCACGGGAGAAUCAGGGGCUGGCAAAACUGAAAAUACAAAGAAAAUUAUUCAAUAUCUUUCAUGUAUUACUACACUAACGCCGAAAAAUGGCAUUGCAUCUCACACGGACAACAUCGACGACAAGAUCCUUCAAGCUAAUCCAAUCUUAGAGAGUUUUGGUAAUGCAAAGACAAUAAAGAACAACAAUUCAUCAAGGUUUGGAAAAUUUAUCCAAAUCUACUUUGAUUCUGCCGGGGACUUGGCCGGUGCUAAUAUUGAUUACUAUUUGUUGGAAAAGUCAAGAGUAGUUCAUCAAGCUGAUCAGGAGAGAAAUUAUCACAUCUUUUACCAUUUUAUUAAAGGAUACGAAAACUUGUCAGGUCUUGGGUUGAACAAGGACGUAUCUACAUAUAAAUAUUUGAAUGGUGGGGUGACAAAUAUACCCAAAGUUGAUGAUUUCAAAGAGUUCAAUCUACUUGUGGAGGCAUUCAAAAUUGUUGGAUUUUCAUCACAAGAAAUGCAAUUUAUCUUCCAAGUGUUGGCUAUUAUCUUACACUUGGGUAAUUUGAAAUUCACUUCAUGGAAAACUGAGCAAGCCAGUUUCACUAAAGACUCGCCAAUUGAAAAGAUUGCUGAACUUUUAGCAGUAGACGCUUCGAAGUUAAAAGAGAGUUUCUUAAAACCCAAAGUUAAAGCUGGUAGAGAAUUUGUCACCAAAUCAAAAAAGGCAGGAGAAGUUAAAUUCACAAUUGAUGCUUUGGCCAAAUACUUGUAUGAACGGUUGUUUCAGUUCAUUAUCAAGAAAAUAAAUUCAAACUUGAACAACGACGAAGUUAAUCUGGGAAAUCUUUGUAUCGGAGUGUUAGAUAUCGCCGGGUUUGAAAUUUUUGAGGUCAAUUCAUUUGAGCAAUUGUGUAUCAAUUACACUAAUGAAAAGCUUCAACAGUUUUUCAACCACCACUCAUUUAUUUUAGAACAAAGCGAAUAUCUACGAGAGAAUAUUCAAUGGGAGUUUAUCGACUUUGGUAAAGACUUACAACCAACAAUCGAUUUAAUCGAAACACGUAAUCCCAUGGGAGUUAUGAAAUUACUAGAUGAAGAGUGCAUGAUGCCAAAAUCUUCAGACAAGAUGUUUAUGGAGAAGCUAAGCUCCAACUUUGCUGGAAAGAAUAAAAAAUUUGCCGAGAACAAGUUGAAAAAUGGAUUCAUUAUUCAACAUUAUGCCGGAGAGGUUGAGUACAAUGUCGACAAUUGGUUACAGAAAAACAAAGAUCCGGUCAGUGAUAAUAUCUUGCAAUUGCUUUCAACGGAGUCCAAAAAUGCGUCACUUCGUGAGUUGAUCAACGACGAGACUACUCAACAGCAACAACAAAUGCUGCCGCUGAAAACUCAAAAUGGUUCCAAAAUGAUGCAAACUGUUUCUCAAAAGCACAAGGGGCAGCUAAAAGACUUAAUGGAUCGCUUGGAAACAACCGAGCCUCAUUUUGUUAGAUGUAUAUUACCCAACUUGGACAAGAGGGCAAAGAAAUUCGACAAGAAUCUUGUGCUUAACCAAUUGAGGUGCAAUGGUGUUUUGGAAGGUAUAAGAAUUACUCGUGCUGGAUAUCCGAACAAAUUAACGUUUGAUGAGUUUAUCCAACGGUACUCAAUCAUUAGUGAUGAUGUUCAAUUGACAAAAAAUACCAAGACCAACUGUGAACUUAUAUUAAAGCUGUCACGGUUGGACCCUGACGUCUACAAAAUCGGACUCACCAAAAUUUUUUUCAAGAAUGGAAUACUAGCAAACUUAGAGACUAUGAGAGAUAUGGCGUUAAAAACAAUCUUUACCGAUUUGCAGAAACGUAUCCGAGGAAAUUUGACCAGGGCCAAUAUGCGUCAACAGAUUAAGGAACUACAAUCAUCGCAGCUCAUAGCCAAGACUAUGACUCAAGUUCAUGAAGCAAGAUCGAAUAAUCCGUGGAUGGCGUUGUUUUAUCAAAUCAAGCCAUUACUUGAGGAUUCAGUGAAGGUUAUGGACAUGACUGAGGUGCAAAAUAACUUGAAGGAUGUUACUGUCAAGUUGAAGGAUUCCGAAAGGUUGAAUAAAGGGUUGGAAAAUGAUAACAUCAAGAUGCGUGACUCUUUAAAGACAUUGGAGGAUGAAAUUAUUGCCAACAACGACAUCAUCAAGGAGAAAGACAUUCAACUACAAAAGCUACAACUGGAACGCAAAGCUUCCAAAAAGAGAAUUGAGGAGUUGGAGGUCACUAUUCGAGAAUUGAAAGAAACAAAUCGUGUCUUGUCCGAUGAUCUGAAAAAAUUGAGCAAUCGUUUGAAAGAAUUGCAUGACGACUACGAGGUGAGAUCAAAGGAGUUGGCUCUGAGGCAGUCCGAACACAAUUCUGCACAAGGCGAGUUGACAAGGUUGAGAGUGCAACUUGAAAAAAUUGAAUUGGAAAGGUCCCAACACGCGUCUAUGGUCGACGAGUUGGAGAGUAAGCAUGAGAAGCAAUUUUCAGAAUGGGAAACCAAAAACAAGGAGCUACAGAGUGAGGUUGAAAAGUUACGACAGGAAGCUUCUGCGCACGAGUUGCAAGUAAGAGAGUUGACAGAAAAAGCAUCAGUUCAUGAGAAACUCAAAGCUGUUGGCGAUACAUACAAACAAGAAAUUGCCGCAUUAAAGUCAACCGUGCUGAAUUUAGAGACAAAAUGUGCUACGCAAAAGAAAGACAUUGAAGAAUUGAAAGCUCACUUGAGUAAAGAUGAAUUGAAAAAGUCCAAGUAUGAAGAGAAAAUUGAAGAGGCAAAGGAGAAGGUGCUGGCCUUGAAAUCACGCGUUGAAAAGAAAUCAAAUGAGAUAGAGCAAUACCAGAAAGAGGUGAAUUCAUUAAAGACGCAGUUAUCUAAAGCACAACGUGAUUUGGAGUCUCUGAAACUGGUAGAGCUUAAACUAUCACAGAUCAAAGUUAAUGAAGAGCGCAACUUGAAAGAAAUUGAAUUGAUGCAAUCAAAUUUGUCCAAAUCAACCUCUGAUCACAAACAAUUGAGCGACGAGUAUGCCAAACUCAAACUCGAGCUCCAGCAAACCCAGAAAGCUAGAGAUGAGUAUAGUUCAAUGAUUACUGACUUGAAUGCCAAGUUACAGAGACUUGAGCAAGACUACAAAUCUAUUGAACUGGAGAAGGAGAAUCAACCACCCAGUCGUCAGAUGAUGGAAGAAUUUACCCAUAUCAAAUUGAAGUUGAAUGAACAGAAUGCAGCGCUAAGAAAAGAAAAGUUUGAAAAUAAAAAGUUGACAGAGGAGUUAGGCUUAAUCAAGGAACGGAUUAUGAAUGGUUCAUUGAUGAGUAGUGACUUGACACCCAAGAGAAGGUCACUAGCAAUUGGUGAACGUGUCAAUGGUAGUGUUGAUGCACUAAACAAAGAAAUCAAUGAUUUAAAAUUGAGGUUGCAACAGGAGCAGAGUAACUACCAACGUGCAGAGAAUUAUGCCAUUGAAUUACAAAAAAAAUUAAACAAGGUGCAAUCGAGCCGUGGUUUGAAUAGCUCCACUGAUUAUGAAAAGAAGUUUAAAGAAUCUCAAGGACGCGUGGCUCGUCUCGAGAAACAAAUUGAAGGCUUCAUUUCCAACGAGCCGACUAGUAACGAAAGCUCUCCAAGUAAUGGUAGAACUGUGUCCAGAAGUGAAAGCAUGGGUGGUCAACUUGCGUUCAGGGGUGUCAAUCCUGAGUUUGUACAAAUAUAUCAAGAUAUCAACAAAACGUUGAAAUCCACACGUGAGGAAUUGGGUACAUCCAAAUCGGAGAUUUUACGGUUAAAGGCUUUACUUCGCGAGUCGGAGGAGGAAUUGUACCAAGUGAAGCAAGAGAAAUUCAAGAGCUCAAUGAAGGAUUUCGAAGAGGAAAUUGCCCAUUUAAAGGUAAAGUAUGACAACGUCUCCAUAAGAAAUCAAGAUUUAAUUCAAGGUUUGGAGUUGUACAAAAAACGUUCAGAUGAGUAUUUCAAGAAAUUGGAAUUGGCGGAGUCAGCUGUUACUAUAUCCAAACGUCAAGAAGAGCUGGCAAAGAAAGAAGUGGACGACUUGAGAAGUCAGUUGAGGUUGUCAAAGGAAGAGGCAAGAACAUCACAGAUUAUGCUUAGAGAUUGCAACUUGAAAAUUGACAAAUUGGAGCAAACGAUUCAUAGUAACACGCUUGUUAUGGAGGAAAAUAAGAAACAAAUAAAGCAAUUGGAGGACAAAUUGUCAUACCAUGUCAAGAACUACGAGAAUAGAGAGACGACGGAGAAGUUGCGCGAGGAUUUGCGAAAUUUGCACAAAGAUUUAAACUUCAAGACUCAAACAGAAACCACCUUGGUGAAGGAGAAUAAACAAAUACAAUUGGACCUUGAAGAGGCGAUUUUGAUUAGGAAAAAUACUGAAAAGGAAAUGGAGGAAAUGCUGUUGAGAGAAGAGAAAUUGGAAGCAAAGAUUGUCAGCUUGACUGAUUCACUGAGACAGCUUGAGAAUGAUAAGAUAUUAAAUGAAAGAAAAAUCGUCUCCUUCUCCAAACAAAUUUCUGGACUAAAAGAGUUAGUUUCUGAAAUCACUCAAGAAAAGGAAAGAUUGAUUGAGGAAAAAGAGCAACUACAGGACGAAUUAUUUAAAGUCAAUCUCAACUUGGAAAAUCAAACUGUGGCCUUAGAUCAGAGCAAAUCAGAAGUCGCAUUCCUUAAAACCCAUUUGGAGAAUCAACGUCAAGAUGCAGAAGCAGUACGGUCAGAAUUAAAUCAAUCGAGAAUGUCAUCCACUUCAGAUUAUCGUGACCAGCAAAAAAUUAGAAAUGAAUUGUUGGUUGCCAAUGAAGAGAAUUACUCUUUGAAGAAAGCCAAUGAUGAAUUGAGUGCCAAAGUGCAUAAAUUGGAGGAGAAGUUGUACAGCAAUGAUCAAAUCAAGUUUUUGGAAUCUCGCGCAGACUCGUUACAAUCAGCUUUAGAUACCUCACUACAAGAAAAGCAUGAGUCGGACAAGACGAUUAAAACAUUAGAAAGAAAGAUCAAACAGUUGGAAACUAGAGUUGAGCACGAAUCGCAAUUGAGCAAGCGGUACAACGAUGAAAAUUUUGACUAUCAAAACAAAAUCAAUCAUUAUAAAGUUGCAGUUGAUUCGUUAGAUCAGGAAAAUAUUGAAAAGGACUUACAAUUGAAAACAUACGAAGAACAAAAUAACCAAUUGAAGGAGUCAAUGUUGAUGUUGCAAAAGGAAAACUUGGAAUUGAAGGAAAGAUUACACUUGCCGUGA
Molecule: messenger RNA, 5718 nt
Organism: Lodderomyces parapsilosis
Lineage: Eukaryota; Fungi; Ascomycota; Pichiomycetes; Serinales; Debaryomycetaceae
Gene: MYO1
Product: myosin 1
Exons: 1
Coding region: 1-5718 (1905 amino acids)
Biological process (GO): actin filament organization; vesicle transport along actin filament
Cellular component (GO): cytoplasm; actin cytoskeleton; vesicle
Molecular function (GO): ATP binding; microfilament motor activity; actin filament binding
Source: RefSeq, a predicted model, not a curated record